UUGACAGAAAUGACGCUUGUUUGACAGGACUGUUUAACAAGGUUGGCGCUUGAUUGACAACAAGAAAACUUGAUUGACAACAAGAAAACUUGAUUGACAACAAUAAAACUUGAUUGACAGUCCUUGAAAAAACUAAAAUUUAAAGAUUCCACUAGGCUUUUCAGAGGCUGGGAGCCUCAUUUUUGUAGGCUAAGAAAUCUAUUCCAGCUUCCAAGUUACAUGAAAUUUUUCUUGGAAGGUUUUACGUUGCGCUUUUUUAAAGCCCAAGGUGUACCACAACAAUAAGGAAUUUGGACUGAAAUCUGCCAAGAAGUCCUCACCAAACGUUAAGACUGCAAGACACAAUUUAGUUGCAAUCUUGAAUAGUGUUGUUAUCGUGUAAGUGUAACAUAAAACAUAAUCUGAAGUUGUUGAACGGCUCCGGAUUUGUUUGCUGUAUUUGUAAACUUAUUGCUGUAAAAAUUAUGUUCGUCAUUUCUAUUGAAACUUCAUCCAGCAUAUAUGAAGAAAACUUGACUAAAAUCCUUUGUAAUUUUUCAAAGCAACUCAAUCUGUGAAAAAUGAAAACUCAUGCAUACAUUCUGGCAUGGAAUUUUUCCCUCCGAGGGUUUAAUGCUGAGAGAUAAUUUGUAUUACUGUAUAUUUAUAGUUUUAGUCUAAAAACCCUAUUUGAGAUUUUCAACCCAGGAGAUGCGAAAAUAUAAGCGAUGUGGUACGGAGUUCUUAUCUGUGCAACAAAACUGAAAAAUUUCAAAAAUGCAAAAAUAUCUCCUGUCACAGGGGGUAGGGAGCCGUGGCCAACCCACUUUUUUGUUAUAUAAAAGAUUAAAAUCAGCCCAGAUUAUUUAUAUAAACUAGAUUACAACAAAUACUUUGAAACCGUGUCCACAAGUAAACAGCGACAACAAAUGCUUGCCAAUAAUUGGGGCUAGAGGAUCAGCGGUGCGUGCCCUGUACCAUACACAAAUGUCCCUAGAGGCUUCAACCUAAUCAAUAUUUGCCUUUGUUAAAUGCUCAGAAAUUGGCAUGCACUCGUUUCCCUUGUGCAUUGGCAGCGGAAGCCGCAAAACAUUGCAAAUAUGACAACAUGAGGUACAGAAUAAAGAUUACAUGCUGUGAUAAUGGCAUGCUUGUGUUCAUGAUAAUAGGCAUCUUGAAGAGACAAGCUACAAGGCCUAGUCGAAACUCCCUGGAUAAACAAGUUUUAGAGCCCAUGUGCAAAAAUGAACACAACACGUAUAACAAACAGGAAAGAAGUUUGGAAAUGUGCCGAAAAAGAAAAUUUCACGCUUGCAACCUACAACAUCCUUGCCGAUUUUCAUAUUCCUGCUCGAUCUGACGAACAAACGCCUGAAAAUUGGCCUGUUCUGUACAAAUACUGUAAAACCGAGGAUCUGUAUAAAAGGAAGCUUGGAAAGAGCUCGAAGCGACAUUUGCUGUUAAUGGAGGAGAUACGUUUUCUUGCUGCUGACGUCAUCUGCUUCCAAGAGGUUGAUAAAUGGUACUAUGAGGAGGUUUUCAAAGAUGAGCUAGCAAACCUUGGUUACGAUACUAUUUUUGCAAUGAAAAAAAAAGAAACACUAGAAGGCCUUGUUACUGCUGUUCGCAAAGAAUCUUUUUCUGUAGAAGCGUCAAAAACAUAUUCUUUGAAUGACCUCAUGUACGAAGAGGCAGAGAGUCUUGGUAUUGAUCGUAGCAAGAACAGCCUAAGUCAUUUAGAGAAGGACAAUGUUGGAAUUGUUACAAUUCUUCGCCAUCUGGAGACUGGAAACAAAUUAUUUGUCUGCAAUUUUCACGCAACUUACGAUUAUGAACAGCCAGAUAUCCCCACGUUGCAGACUUGUUUGUUAGCAAAGAAGCUUGGCAAACUCAGAGUUGAAAUGGCACUGCAAGAUACUUCUUUAAAACACGAUUCGCCGUUCAUUUACUGUGGCGACUUCAACACCGAGCCUACACAUUUUGGAUAUAGAAUCGUUGUUAAUGGACAGUUAAAUCGGGAUGAAACGGAUCGUCUUGCCAGGGUGUAUUACCAUAUUAGCGAGAAAACAUGCAAAUCAGAAGAAAAGGAGAGGGAAUUUCGUAGCAAUUCUGCGGCAUCAAUUUUCAAAGACAGCUUCAAACAUGAGUUAGGGCUGAAAAGUUCUUACAAAGAAAUAUUGGGUCAUGAGCCUACUUUUACGUCAAGUGAUGGAAAGCACAUUGGGGCAUUAGAUUUCAUAUUCUAUUCCAAAGGAAUAAAGCCAUGUGCUGUGCUGGAUACACCUGCAAGCGAAGAGUAUUUACCUGGUGGGCCUUCAAAAUAUUUUUCAUCGGAUCAUAUCUCGUUGAGCGCCAAGUUCAAGUUUUGUUGAAAAGUUAACUGAGGCAAGGAUUCUGGUCACAUAAUGACAGUGUUAUGUAAGGAUUGACUUCUGUAGAAUUCAUGUUUAGAUCCACAUUUGUAAGGUUAGGGACUUCUUUAGCAACAAAGCUAGUUUUGUAAUUGUUUAAGCUGUGUAAAUUGUCUGUCGACGAGUGGUUGCUAGUAGAUUUUGGGUUUGGCAAAAAUUUUCGAUGCUUUUUCUGAAAAUUUCUCCAUUACUAACAUGCGAUUACCAUAAAUUUUAAUGAAUCAACUGCCUAUCUUCGGCUUUCCUAAAUAUUAUUUAACGAGGGGGUGAAGUUUUAAGCUGUCCGUCAUAUUUUCUGAUUUAUAGUAAACCUUUCUAUUUGUGCUAAGUAAGAAGCUUAAAGUAGAAUCGUGACGGUUCAAUGUGUACCCUAAUUUCUCAAUCUUGGCUUAUAAGUUUUAAAUGUCGGUCCUUGCCAAGACUCUGGACCGGUUGAGAAGAUCAUACGUCUGUCCUUUCUACGUCUUUGGGACAGGGUGAUAAGAAUAUGCAAGAAGGAAUGUUGGUUCAUUAAUAAGCACGAAAAAAUAUUCAUUUGCGUUAUAUAUGAGCUUUCCUUUACAUUCCCGGUCUCUUCUCAAAACAUUUUCAAUCUUGACUCUCAAGUUUUAAAUGUGUAGGUUACCACUUAGUUUCUUCUCCAUUGACCACCAUUUAAAAAUGAUGAACGAAGGAGUGAAAGUAAAUGAUUUCCAGCGUAGAUUUAUUGUCGACACCGAAUCAAGUAAAUUUUAGAAUUGGAGCACAAUUUUUCUUUAGAGAAAGGAACAUCCAAAUUUGGAAAGUAGCGUGUUUGUGAAGUAGCAGCAGGUGCUGCUUAGGAGUGACAUUUGAUUGACCACGAAGCAAAGAUUGGUACAAAAUGUGGGUAUUUAGCCGCGCUCAUUUUCCUUGCACAUGCGUAGACAUUGCAGCCUCUUUUUCAAAAUAUACACCAUAACUUGGUUAUUAUGGUGACUUAGCAUGGGCUUUCGCUCUGUUGUAUUGAAUGCUUACUUAUCCUAUUACCGUUGAAAAGCCCAUAAUCAAAACAGGCCGUGUUGCAAUAAUGCGAACAGUGUACAAAGACUUACUUAAUAUAUUUCAAUAGGCUUAACGGAGAUGAAAUUGGAGGAUUUAUUAUUUUUCAAGGUGUGGCACAGUAUAUCCUAAACGGGAACUGCUUAGAUUUCAAAUCGAAUAUAAACAACAUCAAAGCAGAGCCGUAAUUGGUAGCUGUGGGUGUUCUAUGCUUGGUCUUUCGAAAAACGGAGCAGAAAAUUGUUUUAUUCCUUGCAUUCUGUUAUACGCGAUCACAAAAAUACUUCAGCUCUAAAAAAGUUGAAACUAAAACGUAUAGACAAAUAGUUUAAGAUAGAAAGGAUUAAUCCGUUAAACAGAGUGGCAAUAUGAUUUGGGCAAUUUGCAGGUCCAAUAUUUCUAAUAGGACAUGCAACAGCUGCAUUGACAAGAAAUCGUUAAAAAAAUUAAUUAAUCGCGGUCAAAACUCAAACAUUCUCAAAACGUAUUUCAUAUGACUUCGAACUUCGGAACUUUAAUUCAAUAUUAGGUAUUCGCUCUUCCUAAAGGGAUAGCAUGUAUGAUUUAAAAAUGGAACAGAAAACAGGGAAUGAUUUUUGCGGCGAGUAUUUUAACGUGAGUAUGGUUUUGAGAGUAUUGUAUUCAUAAUUAUUACUGUUAAUAUCGUGUGUUGUUUAUGAUCGUUUUUAAUAUUAAUGAUGAUAGAUGUUUCAGUAAACCUUGAUUUGAUUGUGAUCAUGAUUGAUCGAUGAUGAUUGGAAUCAUUUUGCUGAUUAUUGAAAUCACGAUUCAUUGACGAUAACGAUGAGUCUUGCUUUGAUCAUUAUCGUGAUUAUAAUUAUAGCAAUCAUUUUGCUGAUUAUUGAAAUCAUGAUUUAUUGACGAUAACGAUGGGUCUUGCUUUGAUCUUUAUCAUGAUUAUGAUGAUUGCAAUCAUUUUGAUGAUCAUAACAAUCGCGAUAAAAAAUGAUUAUAAUUAGCUUGAUCCUGAUCGUAUAUUUUAUUAUUGCGACGUUGUUUAAAUUGGUAUUGAUGAUAUCUAUCACUGGGAUCAUGAUUACAAUUUUUCUGAAAAAUUUAUAAAUUUUCAUUCUCAUAAUUAUGUAAAAAUGAUGAUUCUACAAUCUUCCCUUUAUUUAUCAUCAAAAUAACAAAAUAACUGUAAACCUCAAAAUUGACUUGAUUUGCAUACAAUUGACUAACCUGUUACAAAGAUAAAAAAAUGGCUCCAUUAUAUUAUCUUGCCUGUUACAAAUUCUACUUCCAAAGAAUGCUUGCAAAUAAUCAUUGAAAGUUCAAUUAAAAUUCAAUUAAAAUCUUGUAAACCUCUUAAGAUUUAACAGCUAUUUUUCUAAUAGGACAUUAAGCAGGUCUUUAUCAGUUGAUCGAUCAAAUAAACUUCAAAGAAACCACCAUCUUUCAAUGGACAGCAUUCUACUUUGUUCUUUCGUGUAUAGUACAGGCCUUCGUGUGCUUUCGUGUUAUUGGUAUUUAAAACGCCUGUUCCCUACUGUCAAUGUCCUAAUACACCUAAAAUGUUAGAAACGAAAGGAUAAUAUUUAUCUUUAUUGACUCAUGAACCAAUUUCAGAGAACCAAUCUUAAUCUCUGCUAUCUAUUUAUGAAAAUUUCAAAAUACUUUAAUCCAGUUUUCCUUUUCAACCGCACCAUUUCUGCGUUGUUCAUUCUCUUUCUCCUCUUGACAGACUUGUUUGGGGUGUCUAGUGCAACUGGUGUAAAAGGGCCGUCUAUAGUUCAUUGAAUAUUAUCGGCUUCUUUACAAGAAAAGACAGCAUUAAGCGAUGGAUAUAUUCUGCAUAUUUCACAUAUACGCCUGGGAUUUAGCCUUUCUUAGUCCAAAAAAUCUAUACUCAAGAUAACCGUUGAUCCUUCGGCUGUGCGUGAGGUCAGG
This is a messenger RNA of Rhopilema esculentum, 5321 nucleotides long. Lineage: Eukaryota; Metazoa; Cnidaria; Scyphozoa; Rhizostomeae; Rhizostomatidae. The record is from RefSeq and is a predicted model, not a curated record.